CGACGUCUGUUUCCACCGAUCAAUUCUAGGCUACUCAAUAUCUUACGAGCGAACACCUUUUACACUGGACUGGGAGAUGGCUGUUACCAACUGUGUGGUGGGAGAUCGUUGGAGCUCAGAUUAAUCUCGGAUAAAUACCUGACAUGGAGGAAUAUCUAAAAUUCACAAAGAAGGCCCAGGAUAACUUGCCUUCCUACGAAAAGGUCCAUGUUGUCCUUGGCAAUGAGGCAUGUGACCUAGACUCAGCUAUUGCGGCCAUUGUUUAUAGCUAUUAUAGACACAAGACAAAGACAGAGGACAGUUGUUUGUAUGUUCCUGUGCUAAAUAUACCAAGGAAGAAAUACCACCUUCGCACAGAGACUACAUUCCUUCUAAGUCAACAAGGUAUUUCUGCUGACCUUUUGACCUUUAGAGAUGACCUUGACCUGUCACAUCUGCACAGCUGUAAAUGCCUGGCAUUGACCCUGGUGGAUCACAAUGUGUUACCAGCAACAGAUACUGCAUUAGAAGAUGCUGUUACCAUGGUGAUUGAUCAUCGUCCUCGACAGCGACCAGAAGAUGGCAGGGUACAGGUUGUUAUGGAUACUGUUGGAUCUUGUUGUACUUUGAUAGCUGAAGAGCUCCUGGUAAACAAUGACAGCGUAGUCAUGGAUCAUGAGGUGGCGUUAUUAUUGUAUGGAACGAUUUUGGUGGACACCAUCAAUCAAAGCCCAGCUGCAGGGAAGACAACACCGCGAGACACUGCUGCUAUUCAGACACUGGAAGGCUGGGUUACCAACAACCAGGGGAGAGAACUCUACGAACAACUGAAGAAGGCAAAGUGUGACUUAACAGGACUAACUACAAUAGAAAUAUUGGAGAAAGAUCUAAAGAUUGUGACGGGCAGUUCUUACGUGGUUGCCAUGGCUUCUGUCUCUAUGGAACUGGAAGAAUUCGUAAGUAGGGUUAAUUUUAUACAAGAUUGUCAGCACUUCCUACGGGACCAAGGUGCGGCUAUCUUGGUUAUCAUGACAAUGUAUCAAGACACUGUGGGAGAGCCAAGAAGACAACUGGCUUUAUGUGCAACAGACAAUGACUUUGCUAUCCAGCUAUCAUCAAGAUUAAAGAAUUCACUUGACCCAGAUCUUGGGCUGUCAGUGUUUCCAAACAGCCAUGAUGGCAUAUACUGUUACACCCAGGAAAAUGUGAAGGCAUCAAGAAAGAAAGUGUUACCUCUAGUGUUAUCAUUUUCCAACACUCCUCCAGAAGUUUCCAUCUCGGAUUUGAGUUUCAGUGAACAUGAAACCAAAAAUCAAACCGUGAAAAACAGAUAUUCCAACAUGGUGCCAACGUUAAAUUUUGUGAAUCUGGAUGACAACCUUGGAGAGUUGAAUGAAGCUGAUGUCAUGGAGUCGCCUCGAACCCCGGAUAUCAUGGUCACCAGUGUUAACGAAUGUUCAGGAAAUUCCUCAGCUACGGCUUCCCGACCUGGAUCAGGUUUUCCUAGUUAUCCUGUUACACCUCCAAAUAGUUACAUGGACAGUGGCUUUAUGGGUAAGGAACAGACCUUACCAAGUUUUAAUAGUUCCGAAAUGUUAAACAAGAUUCAGGAAAAGAAGGCGUUACUUUCGGCUAGUAGUGGCAACCCAUCCUGUAGUGGAUCGGCAGGGAACAGUGUACCCUAUACACCUCAAAAUAGUGUCAUUGACGGCGGGUUUGACUGGUUUGCCAAGGAGCAGAACCUACCAAGCUUUAACAGUUCAGACAUGGUACAAAAGAUACAACAGAAGAGGUCGUCAAUGGGAGAUAACUCUGAUUUUAGUCUGGGUGGGGAUUUAAUGAUGGCUCAGGGUGGCAAACAUAAUGAUUUUGUGCCAUUUACUCCACAAAAUAGCUAUAUGGAGAACAAGUUCAAUUCUUACAUGGACCAGUCUGUUGAUCCAAGCCUGUUGAGUUCACACCUUGAAGCCAUUAAAGGUGACAGGUCAGAAGUCAGAAGUCAUAGUCCAGAGGUCGUGACCUCCAGUCAGAGUGUGUCUCAGUCCAACUUCUUCAGUGAGAGUGUUACAGAUCUGUGUGACAAUCUUAAUGCGACGGAUGACAGGAAGUCAGAUAUAGGUCAGAAUAAAGGUGAGAGAAAUGUUGUCGCUAUGGAAAUAGCUCUUGCCAUGUUGAGAGACACUGACGGAGAAGAAGCAGAAUAUGAUGAAUCACACUCAACAUUUGACAAAGAUGACCCAAGUAAUGGUAACCAGGAAUUACACAAAGGCCAAAGACAAGGUCAUAGCAGGGGAGUUAUAAACCUGGGUAAAGGUCAGUCUCCUCAAGGUGACCAAGAUGGAGAUGGAAGGAAAGGUCCUGGCGAUUACAUUCAGGAAGAUCUUGUAUUCAAGGAUUUUGUCUAUUCCUUGGCAGGACAAAUGAUAGCCAACGCUGUGGAUGCAUUCCCUAAUAUGUCAAAUCCACAUGUAGCCAAGAGCAUCAUGGGAAUCCUUCAACCAAGCAUGGGAGAGAACUCUUCCUAUCCUCUGGAAAUGGCAUUUAACAAAGGCCUAACAUUUCCAGUUCAAUUAAAGAAAACUCCAAGCACAACCUCCAUUACAGUAGAGACUGACUAUCUAUCACGUAUUGACCCUCUUCAUGGAAACCUUGACCUCGCGACCUCAGGUAACAAGGAGGUCAUUGAAUGCACUAGCUUCAGGAAGAUCAGUGAUAGUGAGAAUGUAGAGGCUCUUCAGGGGAAAUCAUGGUAUAGUGUCGUUGAGAAUAUGGAGGCUAUUCAAGGAAAGUCGUUAGAUGAAAAGGGGACAUCAAUGGAAGGAAAAAUUUUAUCAGAACUACCAAGAAACUUCGAGGCCUCCAGAGGAAAAGGUGUAUCAGAAAUUCCAAGAAAUUUUGAGGCCCUCCAGAGUGCAACUUUGUCAAAUUUACCCAAAAAUGUAGAGGCUCUCAGAAAGAACAUGUAUGAUAAAGCUGAUGUACAAAAUGGUAGUGGGUCAUGUGAAUCAAGUUUGUUACCUGUGAAAAAUUCUCCUUUACAAUCUGCUAAUUCUGCCAAAGACUUGGAAUAUCAAGACGGGAGUAUGGUGUCACCUUGUAGUGGAGAGGUGGCCAGUCUGUCAGCCAUUUCUUCUGUAGAGGAAUAUGCUGGUCAACUCAUCAGGGAAAUCAUAGCAUCUGCUAUUGUGACGGUAACCCAGUCAGGUUCCUCAUCUUUCAAGGUCACAGAUUGUGAAAGAAUUGAACCAGGAGGUUUCAGUGAUAAUAAGACAUCUGAAGGAAAAGACCAAACAGAAUGUUCAGAUGAAAAACAGGAGUUACAUCCCUUGGCUGAAGAUGGCAGUACUAAUGUUAAUAUUCUGCCACUAGGUGGAGCCACUUGUUUGCUGGCACCAGUAGAUGGUGCUUCAUCUGACAGUUCAGACAGCUGUUCAACAACUACAGAAGGAAGUUACAGAAUUAUGAUGACACCAGAUGUGGAGAACCUUGAAGGUCAACCUGUCAAUCAUGGUCAAGAUCUUGAAGAAACCAGAAGGGACAGGAUUGGGCCAUUAAAUGACCAGAGGGUACGAGGGCUUCCCACUAAAGAGAUUGAGAAGUGGAAUGAGCAGGGACUAACAGAGUCUGAUGAAAUGAACAACCAAUUUACACAGAAUGUCUUAGAGAAUGAGGACACAAUGUCAAAACAAACCUCAUAUCAACAGCCUGAGUCUGCAAAACACAACAAUGAAUCUGUGGAAGAAUUGUCUCAAUCUAUCAAUAUAUCAGGUGUCCAUGGUUGUGAUUCUAAGGGGGAUAACUCUAGUCAUAUCAAUAAAUUAAGUCAAUUACAGGGAGAUGUUUGUGAAACUAAUGGUGCCAAAUCUGACUAUUAUUCCCAUGGUAAAGUGAAAUUUAAUAAUGUGCCAAAUUAUGAAACGGACAGCCAUAAUAUUGAAGUGACAUCUAGUGACAACCUGAAUGAAAAGGGAGAUAACUUUAAACAUAUCUCUGGUAAAGAGGUGCAGAGCUUGGUAAAAAGUGAAGACAGUCACCAAAUUGAGAGUUUCCAAGAUGGAAAAGCAGUGGUCAAGGUUGCUGUUGACAGUCCAGACAUACAAACAUCUAAAACAUGGAGGCAGGAGAAUAGGAAUCAGGGAAAACCAGCCGUAUCCAUGACAACAAAUACCAAGGAUCGUCUUCGUGGCAUUGAAUUUUCGGAGGAAUGGCAGGAUGACGACAUUCCAGGCAUGCCGCCCACUGAAGAGGAGGAUGACGAUGACUCGUCAGAAUCUUCAGGGUCAAGGUCACGGCAUAGCAGUGAUUCUAGUCGAGGAGAAGAAGGGCCAGUGAGGCCUUCCAACUUGAAUGACCUUCAGAAGAAAAAGAAAAUGGCUGCCAAUGACAACAUUCUGACCGAGGAUAUUGGUGACCUUGACCCUGCACUCCUUGGGGAACUUGAGUGGGAGAACGAUACUCCUAUCAAAAGCCCAGCUGAACCUAUCCCACAAUAUUCUGCUGAGGAGGAGAGGCAAGAAGCCAGACUUUGGAGGCUUGUUGAAAUUUCUGGUCGAGAACAGAAAAUUGAUCUCACAGUCAUCGAACCCUUCAAGAGGGUUUUGUCUCAUGGAGGUUACUAUGGCGAUGGUCUGAAUGCUAUAAUCGUGUUUUCCGGGUGUUACUUGCCAGACCGGAGUCAGAAGGAUUACAACUACAUAAUGGAUAAUUUGUUCCUGUAUGUGGUCAGUACGCUGGAACGGUUGGUUGCCGAGGACUACAUGAUCGUUUAUUUCCAUGGUGCCACACCACGCAGACAGAUGCCAAGCUUCAGCUGGUUAAAGAAGUGUUACCAAAUGAUAGAUAGAAGGUUAAAGAAGAACCUGAAGGGUUUACUGCUGGUACAUCCCACUCUCUGGUUAAAGACAAUUGUUAUAAUGACCAGGCCAUUUAUCAGUUCCAAGUUCAGCUCCAAGCUACGAUUUGUGAGAUCCCUACAGGAGCUUGCCAGCUUAGUCCCAAUGGAGUAUAUAUACGUCCCAGACCAUGUACACAAGUAUGAUGAGAAAUUAACAAAGCACUCACCACAACCAUCCACGGCGACCUCUGACCCUGCACCUUUGACCCCCACAUGCCCUUGACCCUGCACAGGUCAAAACAGAGGUUAUAUCUCACAUUUGGAGGUACACCAUGUGAUUUUUCCAUCAGUCUGGAGGUACGCAAGGUACAGAAAUCUAGACACAAAGACAAAAGCAGAAAGAAAGGGAGGAAAAGAAAUGGAGAGAAAGAAUGAAAAUGAAAUAUUGUAAGAAAGAUGUAUAGGAAAAUUUCUCUUUCUCAGUAUACCACUUUUAUUUUAUUAUUAUUUGUAUAUAAUGUAGGUUACUGUGUAAAAUAUUGUUGUGUUUUUAUGAUGAAGAACUAUCGUGUUACUUCCUGCUGUUACUAUAUACCACUACAACUGUUUUGCCAUAUUUAAUUGAAAACCUUCCCGCUGCUGUUUACAUUGAUGUAAUCUAUAUAUUUCUUUGUACAGUGAGUUAUGAGGAACAAUUUUGCUAAGAAUCAUAAUAAAAUAGCCAAUGAAUGAGAGAUGUGUGAUGUUGAAGUUAUAAGUGCUACUGUACCAAAGAAUUUACAUGUAUAUUACAGACAUUUGUCAUUUAUAGGUCAUAGUUUAAAGGUCAUUUAUUUAGAAUUUAAUUACAUUGUUACUUGCACAAAUUUUUUGUCUCGUAAGGUGAAGCAGACUCCCCAACCCCAUGGAUUAUUUGUAAUUAUCAUUUAAAAGUGAGACGUUACGUGUUGUAUAAUUUCAUGUAAAUGUUGCCAAAUAAUGAAUUUAAUAUUAAAUUGUAUGCUUUACUUUUGAUUAUUGAAUUUGGCCAAAAGUUUAUGGCUUCCUUGAUCUAAAUAAAGAGUCCCUCCCUGUUACAAGAUGGUAACUCUGUAUAUUGUUAUGACUUGUAGUGUGAGACAUGUUGCCAGUUGUGAAAUAAACCCAGAUUAAUCUAAUUCGUAUUAAAAGAAAUUUUUUAAAAAAAUAAAAAAUUAUGAAAAUUUUUUUUUUAACAUUUCAUGGGAAAUGUAUAGUGAUUUAAUAUUUCAUACAAGGGUAAUGUAUUGUGUUUUAUCAGCCUGUCUGAUCUGAUGGGCCAAACUGGAAUUGGUCAUAUUGUGACCUUACUUAAUCAUGAGAAAGUCAGGAAUUGCUGAUAGUUGAUUGCAUUUGAUAAAAUGUAUUUAAUUUUGGGGACAUUGAAUUAUUCAGAAUAAGAUUAAAUAGGAGAAUAUCAUUUGAACAGAUCAGAGAUAUGAUAUUUAUACUGUCAGACUAAUAUGAAGUUAAGACUUUUAACAUUUAAUAAGGCUUUUACAUCUGCUUUCUACUCUUUGAGUUAGACAGUAUGCUACACUGAAGUCCCUGUCACUGAUCGGUCAGGAUGACCAAUUAAAACACCCUGUCUCCCUCUAUAUUGAACACCUGUAACCAGAUAUUUUAUCACUAUAGCUCAGCGACACUGUAUAAGGUUUGUUAAGGUUCCAAAGUGAUCUGACAUAUUGGAAGCUUCGUUUUUAUCCCAUAUUACUGACCUGUUUAUUGGACAAUAAGCUCGUGUAUGUUUACUGUAAAAUCAUUAAUUUUCUUUGCUGGGGAUGUAAUUUCAUCGAUACAAUACAGGAAUUGACAAGUUCAAGAAAUGUUAAAAUGAGUAGAUUAAUUGAGCUAUAUUUCUGAUGAAAUAAAGUGUCCAUGAAAAAGGAACUUUAAAAAAAAAAAAAAAAGAAAUUGAGCCUCACAAAAAUGUAUGACUUUACAGAAUACUGGUAGAUGUACCUUAUUUAUCCAACAGAACAUGUCUUGCAAUAGACAUACUCGUAUGAAUUGCUGAAACGUCAUGUAUCUAAUAAAGUGUUGCUACACAGCAAUGGACUAUUCAUCUGCUGUAAUAUCAAGCUUAACAUAGAGGGACAAUAACCCAGCUAUUAUGCUAUAAUGACAAGGGGAGAUAACCAUGGAAUGUGUAUAAACAAGCUGUUUAUGGAUGACAAAUAUACAAUAUAACCAUGUUGAGAAAAUGAAGUACUCUUUAGAUUUUCUGAUUUCCUCUUUAAUGGUAAGGGGAGGUAAUUCAUGUUCUUUAUUUCAUGCAUGUUUAGGAUAAAUAAUUAUUGCAGUCGUAACAGCCUGUCAACACAUUAAAGGUCAUUAGGUCAUCAGCUAGUGAAACACACAGCGAUCCAAAAAGGAAAUAACAUCAAACAAACUGUUAAAGAAAUGAAAUAUAUAGAAAGACGGUACUACAUUCUGAUUGCAAAAUGCAUAAUAUGAAAUGUUUUGAUGAAGAAUACUUUUUAUCGGAGAUAAUCAAGCUAGAAAGAAUAUACAAGCGUCUAUGGUUACUUGUUGGCCUAUAGCAGCUUUAGAACACUCAGUAUCUCAAUUUUUUCUCAUGAAGCAUCUAGCACAACGCAUUUCAUGUGGAGAAUUUAACACAUAUCAUGUAAUGCAUUUAUCAUAACACUUUUUCAUGUAAAGCAUUUAGCACAACACACAUCAUGUAAAGCAUUUAACAAAACACACAUCAUGUAAAGCAUUUAGCACAACACAUUUCAUGUAAAGCAUUUAGCACAACACAUUUCAUGUAAAGCAUUUAGCACAACACAUUUCAUGUAAAGCAUUUAGCACAACACUUUUCAUGUAAAGCAUUUAUCAUAACACUUUUCACAUAAUGUUUUAAGCAGAACACAUUUUACAUAAAGAUUUAAGCAUAAUUAGUGGAUUUCACAUCAAGCAUUAAAAGCAGUUAUUCCAUUAUAUUGUAUAUAAAUAAACAAAUAACAACUCUUCACAUUGAGAUAUAACUACUGAAGACAACUCAAUAUUUAUUAUUGUCAGAAAGAUAUUUUUUAAUGAUUUUAGUCAACUGGAAUCUAAACCAAUUGGAAUUAAAAGAUAGAGCAUUUAGGAUGUUGUACCAUCUUUUUGUAGAAUAAUAAUAAUAGGGUAUGAUAUUCUCUGCUAAAUAGACAGGGAAAGGUCAUUCAAGUACAGUUGCACCUGUAAAUAAAUAACACCGAAUGAUUUAGGUCUGUUUCCUAUACAUAAUGACAAAUUUUAAUAUGGCUCUGCACAAUUCUGACAGGUUAGUCUGUACAGAGAAAUUUAUUUGCCUUUAAUGUGCACACAUAAUUGGGACAUUAUCAAGCUGUUGUGCUCCCUGGGAUUUGGGGUUAACAGUAAAGCUGUUAUAGUCAGAAUCAACAGUGUCCUAUAAGUUGAUAAUUUGAGACAAUACCUAAGGUAUACGCCGUUGAUAAAGGGAGGUAAUCCUUAUACUUAAUAGUUUUGGAGUCGGUGGCAUCUAACAUCAAAACUAUAUUGUCAUUCUUUUGUACUUUAAUGCUGUGAAUUGAGUUUAACAAACAGGGGAGAUAACUGUGAAUUGAGUUUAGCAAACAGGGGAGAACUGUGAAUUGAGUUUAGCAAACAGGGGAGAUAACUGAAUUGAGUACAAGUAUAACAAAACAGAGAUGUAACUGUUAUCAGUAGCGUGUAUGUAAACAUAUUCUGUAAACUGCUGAUACUUUUUCCAGAAGAUACUGAAGGAAAAUUCCAAGUUAAUUGUUCGUGUUUAUUUUACAGGUUUGUUAAGUCUUCCAGAAAUUAGUAUUAAGUUUCUGCAGCAUUACCUUCUAUACAAUGUGUAAUACUUCUUUGUUUACUGGUUUUUAUUCGUUAUAUAUGAAAUGAUUUUCUACAACAACUUCAGAAUGAGAGCGAUAUUCUGAUAUGUUUUAAUGUUUGUACAUUUGUAUCUGUGACUGUUUAUACAUUUGUGUUUCAUCAAACUGAAGAAUUUUUUUUUCCAUUUUCAUUACAGUAGAUGCAUAGCACUUUGCUCAUUUGGAAUUGUUAAUUGACGUUCAAAUUUUGCAUUUCUUUGUCUAUUGUUGGAGAAGUCUCAUUUCAGACAUGCAGUAAUAUUCAACAGAAAGUAUUUAAAAAGAAAUAUGUAGAAGAAUGUUACCAACAAAUUCAGAAUUGUAAAGAAACAUGAGAAAAAAGCAAUAAUAAUGAUAAGAAAGUAAUGAAAAAUAGAAUCAGUUGGUUCAAAUUUUGCUUGUUAAUUGACAUAUUUUUGAAAUAGACUAUAAUAAUAAGCAGAUUUCAAUGUAUUAUGGAAUGUAUUUUUCUAUAAAAAAUCAAUAAUAUGGAACAGACUAGUAUUCUGUUCUUUUUCUUUAUUUUUAAGGAUAAUUUGUUUUGCAACAUUAUUUUUUCUUGGAAAUCAGCAAAAAAUGAAACUCCUCAAAAAUAGUGAUAUUUUGAGUAAGUGGUUCUAGCAAGUUAAUAUCAAGAUUCCUUAUAAGGAAACUUCUAGAUUACUUCAAGAUAUUACAAGGUAAUGUAUAUCAGACAUCUUCUCAUCAGAUAAGUAACAACAUUAAUUUGAUGUAGAACACAGGUAUAAGUUCAGGUGUUUCAGGUAUAUAUUGAUGACAGAUAAAUUUUACAGGUAAAUAAUCUCAUUUGAUAAAUGUCAUUUGAAAUGUUUCCAAUGCUUUCUCCCAAUUGAUAUACCCCGAAUUUCAUUGUGAGUUUGAGUAACAUUAUUUAGUUAAAAAAUUUUAGGUAAGUAUUAUUAACUUGUUUAUAUUUUGCUGAACUUCAGUCCACCUAUGUACACCCGCAACAAUGAUAACCAUUGUACAUGUGAGAUAUAUAUAUAUAUCAGUAUAGCCAUUCAUGUUUUUACCCAAUGGUGAAAUUUUGAAAUUUUUUGUGUUGAUUCAUUGUGUUCCCCUAUUACUCAAAAUUGAUAUUUCCUGAAAUAGACACAAUUCCAUUAUGUGGUCCAUUUGUCACUUAUGUAUCCAGCUGAUUUUUGUGGCGAGAAAAUUACAAUUUUAUUGAUAUUACGAUAUAGUUUGAGUGAUGAGUAUGCUUAUAUUUUUAACCAGAUUUUAUUGUGAUGUCACCAUGUAAGUGAUUAAUAAAUAUGGAGUAUAUGUA
Ylistrum balloti is the source of this 9973-nucleotide messenger RNA. Its product is annotated as protein prune homolog 2-like. Bases 144 to 5096 code for a protein of 1650 amino acids. Gene Ontology annotation, cellular component: cytoplasm. The record is from RefSeq and is a predicted model, not a curated record. Gene Ontology annotation, molecular function: exopolyphosphatase activity. NCBI's taxonomy places the organism in Eukaryota, Metazoa, Mollusca, Bivalvia, Pectinida, Pectinidae. The transcript has 20 exons.